Molecule: messenger RNA, 729 nt
Organism: Xylaria bambusicola
Lineage: Eukaryota; Fungi; Ascomycota; Sordariomycetes; Xylariales; Xylariaceae
Product: ankyrin repeat-containing domain protein
Exons: 1
Coding region: 67-552 (161 amino acids)
Biological process (GO): negative regulation of actin filament polymerization
Cellular component (GO): cytoskeleton; cytoplasm
Molecular function (GO): protein binding
Source: RefSeq, a predicted model, not a curated record
AAGCUGCUACUUGCUACAGAUGGCGUUGAUGUUAAUUUGCAAGAUAAAUAUGGUGAAACACCUUUGAUGGAGCCUGCUAAAUAUGGGCAGGAAACCCUAGUCAAGCUCUUGCUUGCUACAGAUGGUGUUGACGUUAACUUGCAAGAUAAAUUUGGCAGAACACCUUUGAUGGAGGCUGUUAAAUAUGGGCUGGAAACCCUAGUCAAGCUGUUGCUUGCUACAGAUGGUGUUGACGUUAACUUGCAAGAUAGAGAUGGCAGAACACCUUUGAUGGAGGCUGUUGUAGGUGAAAGUGAAACUAUUGUCAGGCUAUUGCUUGCUACGGAUAGAGUUGAUGUUAACUUGCAAGAUAGAGAUGGCAGCACACCUUUGAUGGAGGCUGUUACAUUCGGAAAGGAAACCACGGUCAAGCUGUUGCUUGCUCUAGAUGGAGUUGAUGUUAACUUGCAAGACAGGUAUGACCGAACCCCUUUGAUGGAGGCUACGGGCAGAGGCUACGAGGCCAUUGUUAAGCUGCUCCUUGCCACAGAUAGAGUUUAUAGUGUCAAAUGAGACUUCCAUGAGUGGACGCCAUUUCAUCAUGCUGUGACGUUACCAUAGUUGAGUUGCUUUGAGGGCUAAACAGCCUAGUUGCUACCCACGAUGAACAUGGUAAACACCUUGUAGGAGACCUCAGUACGGCUGUGGUCCAUACAACAGCUUGACAAACUCCCGUGAAUCGUUCAGUAC